Messenger RNA from Saccoglossus kowalevskii, 1350 nucleotides. RefSeq names its product Y+L amino acid transporter 2-like. Gene Ontology annotation, biological process: amino acid transmembrane transport. The record is from RefSeq and is a predicted model, not a curated record. Gene Ontology annotation, molecular function: L-amino acid transmembrane transporter activity. Lineage: Eukaryota; Metazoa; Hemichordata; Enteropneusta; Harrimaniidae. Gene Ontology annotation, cellular component: membrane.
AUGGCGAACGAGUUGCAUGCACGGCGUCUUGUUCGAAAGAACCCAUCGGAUAUUGUCAGUGGCAUAAACGAUGAGCGUGAAGCAUCUAUAUCUCGUACGAAUGGAGCGCCGGUCGCAUUGGAGAGGAAUAUCGGUCUGCCAACGGCUAUUUCCAUUAUAAUGGGUUGUAUAAUAGGAUCUGGUAUAUUCAUAUCUCCCAAGGGUGUCUUACUGUAUAGUGGCUCGGUUGGUACUGCCUUGAUCGUAUGGGGUGUAUGUGGUAUUGUUGCGUUUCUCGGUGCUUUGUGUUACGCGGAGUUGGGAACCACAAUCAAGAAAUCGGGAGGAGACUAUACGUAUCUCUAUGAGGUAUACGGUUCGUUUAUGGCUUUCUUGAUGAUAUGGGUUUAUUUGGCAAUUAUUGGGCCUGGUAACAUUUCAAUAAUUUCACAGACAUUUGCAGUAUAUGCAAUUGCACCGUUCUAUCCUGACUGCGAUCCACCCCAACUCGCUGUGGUACUUGUGUCUGAAUCAUGCAUAUUUUUGAUAUAUUUCUACAACUGUAUCACAGUGCGUGGAACAGCAUGGGUUCAGAUUGUAACGACAAUCGCUAAAGUAUUCGGGUUACUCAUUAUAAUUGUGGUUGGAAUUGUACAGUUAUUUCAAGGGCAAACUGAAUAUUUAAAUUUUGAUGGACCCGGAACAUCUAUCACUCGUAUUUCAUUAGCUUUAUAUGCCGGUCUAUUUUCGUACGGCGGCUGGACUGCACUGAAUGCGAUUACAGAGGAGCUGAACAAACCAAACAGGGAUUUUCCAGUGGCAGCUUCUGUGUCGAUGUUGUUGAUCACCGCUAUAUAUGUAAUGACUAACAUCGCCUACUUCACCGCCAUGUCACCCACGGAACUUCUGAGAUCACCAGCAGUCGCUGUGACAUUUGGAGACAAGCUUCUUGGUGACUGGGCGUGGACAAUGCCGGUAGUUGUUGCAAUUUCCACAUUUGGAACAACAAAUGGAAGCAUCCUCACAUCAUCCAGAAUUAUAUUUGCUUGUGCAAGGGAUGGUUAUCUUCCAGAUUUACUAAGCAUGGUACAAAUGAAAUACAACUCACCUAUGCCAUCAUUGAUCAUAAUGAUUCCAAUUAUCAUUCCUAUAUUUUUUGCGAUGUUCGCAUAUUUUCUGGUUUUUGUUUCAAUAUUUUCCGCAACAAUGGAGGCUGUAAUCGGACUUAUCAUUAUAUUAACUGGUGUACCAGUAUAUUUUUAUUCAGUGUGGACUAAUAAACCACGAUGGUUAUCAAGGAUGUUCAGUAGAAGCAAAUAUUCACUUCAAAAAUUGAUGCUUGUCAUGAAACAAGAAAUUGAAACAUACUGA